Messenger RNA from Scheffersomyces coipomensis, 1639 nucleotides. RefSeq names its product Aldo/keto reductase. The record is from RefSeq and is a predicted model, not a curated record. NCBI's taxonomy places the organism in Eukaryota, Fungi, Ascomycota, Pichiomycetes, Serinales, Debaryomycetaceae. Gene Ontology annotation, molecular function: aldose reductase (NADPH) activity. Bases 361 to 1290 code for a protein of 309 amino acids. The transcript is spliced from 2 exons. Gene Ontology annotation, cellular component: cytosol.
UAAAAUUUAUUAAGAUGAAGCCUGUAAUAAUUACCUCUAAAUAAAAUAGCUGAAUAAUGGCUCUUCUAUGAAGUAUAAUGACGGCUUUAGUGGCAUACUGGUGGUUUCUACCCGUUAUCCUUAGUGAGUCUGAUUGUUUCUAUUUUUGGUACCCAUCUGCCGCAAACUUUUAACACUUAUGACUAUGCUAUGACUACAUCUUUAUAUUUCAGUUGUGGGGCAACGAAAUUAAAGAACGGUCCCACAAAAAUGUGGCAAAUGAAGUAGGGUAUAAAUAGAGUCAAUAUCGACAAAAGUUGUAACUUACUUAUCAUUAAAAUACCUAACUAAAUAUUAACUCAAUUCUAUAUUAAUAUAAUUAUGUCAAUCGCUAAAGCUUCUACUAAAAUAUUUACUUUAAAUAAUGGUGCCAAGAUCCCAGCUGUCGGUUUAGGUACUUGGCAAUCAACCGAUAAUGAAGCUUAUGAAGCUGUUUUAGUUGGUCUUAAAAACGGGUACAGACACAUGGAUACUGCUGCAGCUUAUGGUAACGAAGAACAAGUUGGUAAAGCUAUCAAAGAUAGUGGAGUUCCAAGAUCUGAAAUCUUCAUUACUACCAAGGUAUGGGGUACAUCCCAUAAGAACCCCGAAGCUGCCAUCAAGGAAUCAUUAAAGAAAUUAGGGGUUGAUUACGUUGAUUUAUAUUUGAUUCAUUGGCCUGUGGAAUUAAAUCCAAAUGGUAAUCAUCCAAUUUUCCCUACUUUACCAAGUGGAAAAGGAGAUAUCAUUGUUGAUUCUGAUUAUGCUCAUACUUAUGAAUUAGUUCAAGAAUUAGUUGCUAAGGGAUAUACCAAAUCUGUUGGUGUUUCAAACCUCUCGUUUGAAAAUUUAACUAAAUUGUUAGCUUCUCCAAAGACUAAGAUCAUCCCAACUGUUAACCAAGUUGAAUUACAUCCAUACUUGCCACAACAUAAAUUAUUAGAAUUUGCUAAAUCUAAAGGUAUUUAUCUUGAAGCUUAUUCACCAUUAGGAUCUAGUGAUUCACCAUUAUUCAAAGAUACUACUAUUGUUGAGAUUGCUGAAAAGAAUAAGGUAAGCGCUGCUACUAUUUUAAUUUCAUGGGCUGUUCAAAGAGGUACUAUCGUGUUACCAAAAUCGGUUACUCCAAAGAGAAUUGAAGAUAAUUUUAAGACUAUUGAAUUAAGUGAAGAAGAUUUUGAAGCCAUUAACAAUAUUCAUAAAGUUUCUGGUGUUAAGAGAUUAAUUAAUCCAGAUUGGUCUCCAGUUAACGUUUUCGAAAGCGACGAUUAGAUAAGUAUCAACGUAGGAUUUUUAGAUUAUACUAAUUUUUAGAUACUUUCUUUUCUUUUCUUUACUAGUAUAACAGUGUAUGCAAAUGAAUUUAUAUAAUCCUUUCAAGACUAUGUAAGGUGUAUAUGAACCAAAAGAAGAGAUAUAAAACAUACCAAUUGAACUUACGAGAGCCACAUAGCAUUAAUAUGAACUGAUGAAGAGACCCUUGGAUGAAAUGUUGUUUAGAUUAAAUUCACUGAAGGUAAUUGCAAAUUUAAUGGAGAUCGAUAUUUUAAAUUGUCCGCAGAGUUUCUAAUUUUGUAUCAUUGCUCCCCCAAACUUUUCACUGCCAUAACUAUGGCUCCAG